Acanthochromis polyacanthus (spiny chromis) is the source of this 621-nucleotide messenger RNA. RefSeq lists its product as uncharacterized. The record is from RefSeq and is a predicted model, not a curated record. NCBI's taxonomy places the organism in Eukaryota, Metazoa, Chordata, Actinopteri, Pomacentridae. The coding region runs from base 80 to 502 and encodes 140 amino acids. The transcript is spliced from 5 exons.
UCGAUGUGGGGGCAGCUGAAUUAACUGAAGACAAAACCAGAGACUCCGCAGUGAAACUCAUCUGUGUCUCCACAGCAUCAUGAGCCACGUGCUGAACAAUGUGGGACCAGGACUUAACAUUGUGUUGGUAGAUGGUGAAAGUGGAGUUGUAGAGAAAUCACACUAUCUUGAUAUGAAUGCAGGAAACCCAGAAGACAUCCUGGCGUACCUGAAGGAGAUUAAACCUGGAAUGAUUGUCUUGGUGGCCUCCUUUGAUGAUGUGACAAAGAAGAUGACAGAUGAAAUGAGGGAGAUAUUUGUCGGGAUGGGAAGCGCUUUGAUCAGGUCUGUAAGGCACAGAGACAGCUGGGUGUUUGCUGGGAGAGCAGGAGCAAGAAGCAAAAGCCUCUUUGAGAAGCAAGCUGCUCAUGAUGAGAAAACCAACAUUUAUGAAGGAUGGCCAGAGAUGGUGGAGGUGGCCGGCUGUUUUCCAAGAAACCAGACUGACAGACUGACUGACUGACAUCUGUGAUGAACUGCUAAAUGUGAUGGAAGUUUCUUUUUUUUAAUGGCCUUUCAAGAUUUCUCUGUAAAAUGACGCCGCUCCAAAUGGUGUCAAAUCUCUUUCUAAAAUUAAAAGCU